AUGUUAGUCAAGUUACCGUUGGAAAUACAAAUUAAACUAUUAUUAAUGGUACCCAACUCAAAUUUAAAAUUUGUCAAUAGUCACUUUUAUUUAUUAUAUAACGAUUUAUAUUAUCAUAAAAUUGUCAAUACUUUUGGUGAAGCUACUGUCAAAGUUAUUAUAAAAAUAUUACCUUGGUUAAAACCUUAUAUCAAAUCAUUAGAUGUGUUUCGAAAACAGGCAAGAUUGGUAAUAACGAAAAGAUUACAAUUGGAAGAAUUACCCAUAAUUAUCCAUAAUUCUGAUUUUACUACCACCACCACCAUAAACCCAUUGAAUUGUCAAUAUAUCAAAGAUUCAUGGAAAUACAUUUAUUCUAUUCUCAAAAAUAAACGACUUUAUGCAGAAUAUUGUGAUUACCAAAUUGAUGAACCAUCAAAUUAUGUUUUCAAUCAUUAUGUUGAAAUCAAUCGAACUUAUUUGUUAAGUUAUAAGAAAGUUUGUUGGCUUACCCCUGGUGAUUAUAAUUUGAAUAUUGCUUUGGCAAUUAAAAAUGGUCAAGGAUUAGGAACAACAAAAUUCGAAGUUAGAUAUCAAGAAUUGAAUGAACUUGGUGAAACUCUUAUUAAACUGCAAACAUUUUAUCCUCCUAGUAAUAUCAAUGAAAUUUUACCGAAAAAUCAAUUUGUUUAUUUAAAUGUUGGACAUUUUAUAAUACCAAAGCCUUCAAAAAUUGAAUCAAAAUUUUAUUCAAAACAAUUUCAAUUUCAACCUCAACCAAAUAAUGAUCAUAAUAAACUACGAAGAAUUGAAAUUGUAAUGGAAGAAAUUGGAUUAUAUUUAAAAAGUGGAUUUCGUGUUUAUUUUAUUGACAUUAGUCAACCAUCAAUGUUAUUCAAUGAAUAUGAUUUAUUAUAUUAUUCAAUCAAUGAAACUGAUUAUCGAUAUUUCAUUAAUAUUUUAUUGAAAAAUCUAUAUAAAGCUUUGAAUUAUGUACAAAAUGCCGGAUGUUCAGAUGAUUUGAGUUUCCAAUACAAUCGAGAUAUUUAUGGAGAUGGAGAUCCAUUUAUUAUAAUUAAAAAAUAUGAUAAACAAUUUUUAUUGGAAUAUGACAAAACUAAUGGAAUGUUGUCUUCUUCAUCUUCAUCUUCUUCAUCUUCAUCAUUGGCUUUAAGUUCUUUACAAGAUUAUGUAUUAUAUGAUAAUAAAAAGUUGCUCAAUUAUGGCAGGUUUUUCUUUUUAAAUAAAUUUACAAUAAGGAAUUUUAAAUUCACUACUAUUUAUCAACAACGUCAAUUUAUUAAUAGAUUUGGUGAUUAUUUGAUUGAUUGGAAAGAACAAGAUAGUAAAAAAAAUACUAAUAAAGAUGAAAUGCCUAUUGAAAGAAAUUGUACGUACGAUAAGUAUGGAUUGAAAUGGAAACUUCCUAUAUUAGGUCAGUUAUAA
Candida dubliniensis CD36 is the source of this 1425-nucleotide messenger RNA. RefSeq lists its product as uncharacterized. The record is from RefSeq and is a predicted model, not a curated record. Bases 1 to 1425 code for a protein of 474 amino acids. The transcript has a single exon. Lineage: Eukaryota; Fungi; Ascomycota; Pichiomycetes; Serinales; Debaryomycetaceae.